CCCGACUGUCAAGAUGGCGGCCCCCAGGAGCUGGGCUCUAUGGAGCUUCUGCGGCCGUGGGUGGUCGCGGGUGUUGCCGGGCUGCGGGCUUCCCGGGAUUCGUAGCUCCUGGCCCGGGGGCCCUCUGGGUGCACGGCCCUUGUCCCAAGAGAAGCGGGCAACCGAAACGCACUUCGGGUUUGAGACUGUGUCGGAAGAGGAGAAGGGGGGCAAAGUCUAUCAGGUGUUUGAAAGUGUGGCCAAGAAGUAUGAUGUGAUGAAUGAUAUGAUGAGUCUUGGUAUCCAUCGUGUUUGGAAGGAUUUGCUGCUAUGGAAGAUGCGCCCGUUUCCUGGGACCCAGCUGCUGGAUGUUGCUGGAGGCACAGGUGACAUUGCAUUCCGGUUCCUUAAUUAUGUUCAGGCGCAGCAUCAGAGAAAGCAGAAGAGGCAAUUAAGGGCCCAACAAAAUUUAUCCUGGGAAGAAAUUGCCAAAAAGUACCAGAAUGAAGAGGAUUCUCUGGGCGGUUCUCAUGUCAUGGUCUGUGACAUCAACAAGGAGAUGCUAAAUAUGGGAAAACAGAAAGCCCGUGCUCAAGGAUACAAAGCUGGACUUGCUUGGGUAUUGGGAGAUGCUGAAGAACUGCCCUUUGAUGAGGAGAAGUUUGAUGUUUACACCAUUGCCUUUGGGAUCCGGAACGUCACACACAUUGAUCGGGCGCUCCAGGAAGCCCAUCGGGUCCUGAAACCAGGAGGACGGUUUCUCUGUCUGGAGUUCAGCCAAGUAAACAAUCCCCUCAUAUCCAGGCUCUAUGAUGUAUAUAGUUUCCAGGUCAUUCCUGUCUUGGGAGAGGUCAUUGCAGGAGACUGGAAAUCCUAUCAAUACCUUGUGGAGAGUAUCCGACAGUUCCCAUCUCAGGAGCAGUUCAAGGAGAUGAUAGAAGAUGCAGGUUUUCAGAAGGUGACUUAUGAAAAUCUAACAUCAGGCAUUGUAGCCAUUCACUCUGGCUUCAAACUGUAACUCGUUUAAGAUCCUGGAGUGUGAACCAGUCAUAUCCUGUCAAAAGUCUGGAGCUGAAGGAUAAUCUGGUUAGUGAGACCAGCAGCAGAACAUCUCCUCUUAAGGCCAUGUGCCUUGGACUCAUGUUCUCAUGUGACCAAUCUCAAAGUGAAAGAAUCAAGUUCCUGUCACUUAAUUUCAGCUUUCCUUUGGGGGCUUGCUUCAGGCCUUCUCCCAGAGAUAUUUGGUCUGUACUUUUUGCUUAACUCCUACUAAUUUUUCUUGGCUGUGCAGUAUGUGGUUAAGGUAAAACCAGCACUAAAACUCAGUUUUGAAGUGUAUUUGUAGCUUCUCUGCCAGUGCUGCGUUCCAGAGGGAUAAUGAAUCAUUAGAACUCAGUGAUGACUUGAACCAGAAAACUUCCUAGCUGUACCCAAGUCCACUUUUCAGCCUAGGACUAAGUCUGGGGCCAAAAGCCAAGGCCCAAAUUAGAGGGCUAAAGAUCACAACUAGAAUUGUGCACUGAAACACUAAAUGAAUUUACAAUUUUUGUGGCUUUUGUCAUUUUUUUCUUGAGGGAGGUGAAACAAAUACACUUUCAUCAUC
This is a messenger RNA of Hippopotamus amphibius kiboko, 1582 nucleotides long. It is a transcript of the gene COQ5, whose product is annotated as coenzyme Q5, methyltransferase. Gene Ontology annotation, molecular function: methyltransferase activity. Gene Ontology annotation, biological process: ubiquinone biosynthetic process. The transcript has 7 exons. Bases 14 to 997 code for a protein of 327 amino acids. The record is from RefSeq and is a predicted model, not a curated record. Lineage: Eukaryota; Metazoa; Chordata; Mammalia; Artiodactyla; Hippopotamidae.